UGCUACGCAGCUGGCACGAAUAAAAUUGCCGGGCGUUCUGCAUCGCUGGAUGUUUACGUCGCAAGUAAAAACCGCAGCUGCAUCUGGUUUGCACGUGUCAGCGCGCCUACUUUAUUCUAGUAAAAUGGCAUCGACAAUGGCAGCGCAAGUAGCUACGCCGGUAAAUAGUGAAGAAGCAAAGAAAGGUCCGCCGUUGCAGUACCGCGUGUCAGCGAAGUGCAGUGUUACAAAGGCACGAGUCGGUGUAAUGACUGUGCGGCACGCGGAUGUUGACACGCCGGUGUUUAUGCCCGUCGGAACACAGGGAACCCUGAAGGGAAUCCUACCGGAUCAGCUACUCGAGCUCGACUGCCGGAUAAUGCUGAGCAAUACCUACCACCUAGGUAUGCGGCCCGGUACGGCGGUUCUGGAAAAGGCGGGCGGUUUGCAUCGUUUCAUGGGCUGGCCCCGGGCACUGCUGACCGAUUCCGGUGGCUUCCAGAUGGUGUCCCUUUUGCAGCUGGCCGAGAUUACCGAGCAGGGCGUAAAGUUCGAAAGUCCGUACGAUGGUAGCGAGUGCAUGCUGACACCGGAGCGCAGUAUGGAGAUACAGAAUGCCAUCGGUGCCGAUAUCAUGAUGCAACUAGACGAUGUUGUCAAGACAACCACAACGGGGCCACGCGUCGAGGAAGCAAUGCAUCGGACGAUCCGCUGGCUGGAUCGAAGUAUUGCUGCGCAUGGACGAAACGAUGACCAGAGCAUUUUCCCGAUCGUCCAGGGAGGUUUGCAGCCGGAUUUGCGGCGGGUUUGUUCCGCCGAGCUGACUAAACGUGAUACGCGUGGAUUUGCUGUCGGAGGACUGAGUGGAGGCGAAAGUAAGGACGAGUUCUGGCGAACGGUUCAUCUGUGCACCGAUUUGCUGCCGGAGGAUAAACCACGCUACCUUAUGGGGGUCGGCUUUGCGUCCGAUCUUGUCGUGUGCGUUGCGCUAGGAGUGGACAUGUUCGAUUGUGUGUUCCCAACGCGGACGGCCCGUUUCGGAUGUGCCUUAACACGGGCGGGGCAAAUCAAUCUUAAGCAACGUAUUUUUGCGCACGACAGCCGACCGAUCGAGGAAGACUGUGACUGUUCCACGUGCCGUACGUACACCCGAGCGUACCUGCACCAUAUUGUGACCGUGGAACCGGUCGCUUGUAGCAUCGUGAGCGUGCAUAACGUGGCAUUCCAGCUGAAAUUAAUGAAGGACAUGCGAGACGCCAUUCAGGAGGAUCGAUUCCCGGAGUUUGUAAAGUCGUACAUGGCCAUUAGAUUCCCCGACAAUACAGUUCCUCAGUGGAUUCGAGAGGCCCUCGCUGCCGUCAACGUCAGCCUUUAAGAACAAAAAUGGUCAUAAUUUAUUACUUAACCACUACCAAAACAUUCAAUGAAUAAACCAGUCUUGUACUUAUGUGAUAAAGUCAAC
Anopheles coustani is the source of this 1441-nucleotide messenger RNA. It is a transcript of the gene Tgt, whose product is annotated as queuine tRNA-ribosyltransferase catalytic subunit. Gene Ontology annotation, molecular function: tRNA-guanosine(34) queuine transglycosylase activity. NCBI's taxonomy places the organism in Eukaryota, Metazoa, Arthropoda, Insecta, Diptera, Culicidae. The record is from RefSeq and is a predicted model, not a curated record. Bases 50 to 1354 code for a protein of 434 amino acids. Gene Ontology annotation, cellular component: cytosol. The transcript has a single exon.